GUUUUUUCCUUCUGUGACGCGAACCGUUCACGCGAUCACCAGCUGUUCAACGUUCGGAUAGCUGCGUUCUAGAAAUCACGCUGUGCAGGUGUUUAUACCGUUAAUCUUGACUGUAACACUUGUACCUGUCCGGGUUUGUUCUUCACGUCAACGCGAGCUCUGUGGCCAGUGUUCUAGUGUUCGGUAGAUCUUCCAAUAACGCGUUAAAUUAUUAAAAGAUAAUUACAAAAGUGAGAUUCUUUAGAUGGAAGUAAUACAAACAGAUUAUUGCUGUAUGAUUAGGAUAAUACUUUAGGGUGGUAAUGCUAAGGAAUAGGUUUAUUGUUGGAAGAAAUAGAAUUUAGUAUUUUAAUUGAACAGUAUUAAUUGUAGUGAUUGAACAGAAUAAUUAGUAGAUUUAUAAAAAUAGUAAUUAAAACAGUUUAAUUUACUUGGAGGGGAUGAUUGCUAAUGAUUCAAUGGAUUUUGUUAAUUGAUGUUGUACAAUAUUUUAGGAAAAGGUUUCUUUAUUAUUUACUUUAUGUAAAAAAUAUACUGUAGCUAUAGAAAAAAAUGAAGAUUAGUAUCAGACUUAAGAAAUCAGCAAAAUAAUUCAAUAUGACUUGAAUUAAAGAAUUGUUUCUUGGAAUUUGGAUGAUUGUAUUCAAUUAAAAUCGUGCGAAAACAGAAUUAAAUAAAUCGGCCGGAGGGAAAGGGAAGAAAGGCACAGCGAGAUCGUCGAGGGAACAGGUGGUAGAAGCAUGGAUUCCCACGAUGGAAAAUCGAAGUCCGCCGAUAGUGGUCCACGGUUGGAUCUACGUGGGACGCCGCGAGCCAUAAUCACGCCAGGCUCGGAGCGGAAUGUCCGUGGGUUCGGGCAAGCGUACACCCUCUAAACGGGCAACUGACGCCACGUCAAAUAUCACGAAGUCGACGAAAACUCGAUCCAAGUCGGAAUCAAGGCUGGUCUCCGGCGCCGGGAGGAAAAGGGACACGAUCGCGUCGUUUUUUAGCCCGAAAAGGCCAGCGCACAGAACAGCGAGGGAUUCCUGCGAUGGACACCGGGUGCGGCGGGUAGAGGACCAGCUAAGAGGACAACAAAACCAAUCGUCGCAGCAGCCGCAGCAGCAGCAGCAACAGCCGCAGCCGCAGCAGCAGCAACCGACGCAGCCGCAGCAGCAGCAACAGGAGCAACAGAUCCCGCUGCGACAGGCUGCCAGCGCCUCCUCGCUGGAAGCGAAGAACGAGAACCCCGCCGUGGGGAAUUGGGGCUCUCUCGGUAAAGAAGGGGUCAAGGGGAACUCCAAGGGGAACUACAACUCGAAGGGACCCGCGAAGGGUUCCAGGAUGCAGGAGCUUGAGCGUGAGAUCGAGGUGUUGCGCAAGGAACGCGGCCGGCUCGAGUCGAACCUACGUGAGGCGUCCUGCGACGCUCAGAAUUUUCGCGAGUUGCGCUCCGAGCUCGCCUCUCUGAAGGNGCAGCACAGUUUGGAGUUAGAGCGUUUGACAGAAGAGAACGAAACUCUUCGCUCAAGACUCAGGGACGUAGCUCAUUCUCCAUUAUCGGAUUCUGAGAAGCAGCAACUACUUCUGGAUGCAUCCAGAUUGCAUAACUCUGCACCAGCAUCCAUAGCCAUUCCUCAAGAUGAAGCUUCUACCCCUAUCACGUCCAUACCCCAAGAUAGUGGACAAUGCACUACCCCGGAUUGGGACAAACAUUCUUCCAGUUCUGUAUCAGAGGUUUCUGUCGCAUGUCUGCAGGAUAGAAUAUUGCAAAUGGAAGAAACACAUUAUUCAACGAACGAGGAGUUACAAGCAACAAUACAGGAAUUAAGCGAUCUACAAGCGCAGCUUACAGAAUUACAAGCUGAUAAUGAAAGGUUAACAGAGGAGAAGGAUGUGCUUCUAGAGUCAUUGUGCAGGCAAACAGAAAAGCUGGAAGAUUCAAGGUCCAAGGUUGACACCUUACAAGGUUUACUUUUAAGGGAAGAGCAACCUCAAGAGUCUUCUAAAGGAUACAACACAGAGAGGGAACAGAAGCUGGUAGACCUUUUAAAGAGUGCUCAAGAGGAACGAGAAUCCCUGCUGCAAAAGCAAGAAGAACUGACCUCGGAAUUGAAGGUUCUUCGAGCGGCUGCUGAAGUUAGUACUGCGGAAUCCGAACGUCUGACAAAGUGUGUUCAUUUGCUGGAGUCAACCGUCGAGGUGGCGAACAAUGAACGAAAGCAAUUGGACAUGGAGUUGGCAGAGGCUAGGCAAGAAGGAGCAAACCGAAGUAUAGAAAUUAGUAGGUUAGCCACUUUACUGGAGAAUGCUCGAGCGAAAAUCGAAGAAUUGGAACAGUCGAGGCAAGUGGAGAACAAAAGCGAGGCUGACGAGCUUUUGGACGCCGCCAGAAGGGAGAAAGAUACUUUAGAGACUCAAGCAGCGGCUCUCCAGGAGCAACUGGCUCGUUCGCACUGCGAUCACGAUCGUCUCAGAGAUCAAUACUCGCAGCUUCAAGAAGAAUACAAAGUAGCCCGCAAUAACGCAAAAUCAGCCAUCGACGAUCUAGAGUACAGACUAAAUCAGCUGAAAGACGAACGGUUGUCGGUGAGCACGGAGUUGCAACUUGUCAGGGAUUCCUUGGCAGAACUGCAAGCCCAGUGUCAGAGGCAUCUGGAGGAUAAAAGGGAAUUGAAAGCUGCCCUGAACGAGGCGCAGCGAAGGGAACGCGAGGCUCAAACGCGGCAGUUCGAGUUGGAAAGAGCUUUGGCAGAGGAACGGAAAUUGAGGCAAGACGAAGUUGUCGAGUGGGAGCAGUUUCAAACGGACUUGCUAAUGACCGUGCGGGUCGCGAACGAUUUCAAAACCGAAGCUCAAAGUGAAUUGGAACGCGUUGUUUUGGAGAACAAGGCGCAGCGGGACAAGCUCAGAGCACUGGAGGCUCAACUCGAUAAACUGAACAAAGCCAGCACUCCCGUUUCUCAAUGUAAGAUAUACAGUAACGCAACCAGAAGUAGUCGCAAACCUGCAAGCAAUAUAUUGAAACGUGGACGUACUAUUGUAAAGAGACGACACGAGUCUAAGAAAAGUGCACUCAAUAGCGAUUUGCCGAUAACGACGAUUGACCCGGACCCCUGUGACGCCGUUAAUCCGAAAUUCGAAGAGCCUAACAGUUCGAUUGCUUUAGAAGAGUUAAAUGUACCGUUGCAAUACGAGAAUGUAGAAUUCGACGAUAAAUUAACCAAGUGUUCUAAAGAACCCGUCAAAUUGGAUGACAAAUUAAUUUCUGGCAAAGAAAUUGAGUUCUGUCCCAUUCCCGAUAAGAAUGAAUUGCACUCGUCUAAAAAGAACGUUUUUGAGUCCGUUAAUGAUAUAUCCAAAGACUCGAAUCUUUUAAAUACAUGUUCAUCGGUGGGGUUCAAUCUGACUGAUGAAAGUAAAAGGUCAAGCGAUUCAUUGAAUUAUUCGGGGGAUCAUCCAGAGUUGAAUAUUUCUAAUAUGUCCACUGUUGAGAAAAACGUAGUAGCAAAAGCGUCCUUGUUAAAUGAUAUAAAGGGUAUCCAAAAUAUGGGAAAGGAUUGUUACGGCAUUACCAUCUCGAAUAGCAAAUUUUAUGUUCCUAUGGAUUAUGUUUUCUCUGGCACGGAAAAUGUAAUGGACGAUUUGAAGUUCGAAGUGGAGCCAGAGAUGAAGAAGGCAUGGCAAGAAUGUACUCGUGGGACUAACGGUAUCAAAGAAGAAUCUCAAGCUUUAAAUAAAUCGGACUUAGAAAAGGACAAGGAAAACUUGUCCAACGAAUUUGACGCAACUUCCAAAUUAGAAGACGACCUUAACAGUCAACAGUUUGCUAACAAGAAACGAAAGAUGUUUCUAACGAAGACUGAGUCUGACAUUAACAAUGAAAUUAUUGACUCUCUGAUAGAUAGCACUCAGAGGAAAAAUAUUUCCAAGGCUAAUCGUUGGCAUAAAAGUCAUUCUGUCUCUUUGGAGAAUAUAAAUAUUCCUGAUAAAUUAAAAAACACUGAGGAAUUAAUCAGUGAUCAUAAUCACAUAAAAAAGAACGGUAUACAUUAUAGAGACACAAAAGGCCCGACACCUUUGAGGCCACAAAGUGUGCCGAUUGAAUUUAAUUUACAUAAAAAACCGGAUCAUCCGGGUCUCUCAGAUGUGAAUGAAAAUAACCCGAUAAUUCCCAAGAAAGAAACGAAUGAAAAGACUGCAGCACCAUAUCCCAUUUUGUCUUCCGUGGAAAAUUUACCUACAACUGCGCUCGAUAUUACAACGUCUCCGAAAAUAUGUUCAAACUCACACUCGAAAGAGAAUACUCCAGGAUCGAACUCGUUAAAUCCACCCACCACAGUUCAGCGAAUACCCAGUGGAUCCCCAAAGCUUGACAGCGAAGUGCAAGAAACAAAGAAAGGCUUGACCCUAUGCGAAGCGAAUAGAUUAAAACGUAUGAAAUUUUUAAACAUGAAUUUAUGUCAGUCUGAUUCGGAACAACAACAGUCUGUAAAUGGUUCUAUUACCACGAAUAAAGAGUCACAUGAAAGUGACGUUACAAACGUAACUUCAAAUAUAAAAACCGAUCAGAGCAAUUCUGUAUUCGUCAACAAGGAUAAAUCUGUAAUAGGGAGGACGUCGUCUUUAAGAGAAAAAUUUGAGACAAUCGUUGAAGAUGUGGAACUGAGACCAGGCCGGCAAAUAGGUACAAAACGCGACCCGAAUCAAAAGGUGAUACAACAACCGCCUCAGAGGCCAGCGAGCACUCCAACUGACACUCAACAGUGCGUACUGACCAGUGUGCAACAGGAAAUAGCAGCCCGACGUAAGGCAAACAUUUCAAGGCAGGAUUCGAGGCUGUCGGUGAAGUGUUUAAUAGAGAGCAUCGAAAAUGCCACUAAACAGGCUAAAGCAGGACCGGGAAGUCGCAGUAGUUCCACGUCCUCCCUCAAUUCCAUUGGAACGAAUGAUAUAAUGACGUUGAAGGCUCCGCUCAGGGAUCAACAGCAAAUCAAUAACUUGAUCUGCACGGCGAACACGACGAAUAACAAUAAAACUCAAGCGGUGAUAACGAGAAAGCCGUUGUCAGAGACAAAGUCAACACCUGUGGUGUUAAGCCCUGGUGAGCUGCUGGACUCUGCUGCUUUGAAUGCCAAGGCGAUCGACUUUGUGCGUCGCAACAGCGUGACAGACUUGUCGGAGCGCAAAGAUCCUCUUUGCGGGCUGAUUAAGAACGGAGGCUCGAAACGAAACGCGUUGCUCAAGUGGUGUCAGAAUAAAACGUUAGGCUAUCGGAACAUCGAUAUCACGAAUUUCAGUAGCUCGUGGAACGAUGGCCUGGCGUUGUGCGCCAUUCUCCACUCUUACCUCCCUCACAAAGUACCCUACGACACUUUAACGCCGGUUGAGAAGCGACGGAAUUUUUCUAUUGCCUUCUCCGCUGCCGAGAGCGUCGGUAUACCCACCACCUUGAACAUCGGCGAAAUGUGUCAAUUGGAGCGGCCCGACUGGCAACAAGUCAUGACGUACGUGACAAGUAUUUACAAACACUUUGAAACGUAAUUCGUUGCGCGACGGUGUUGUUCCGUGUCGCUGAGGCGGGUCCUCCACUCCAUUCAAUGAGAACAAGAUCAUCUAGUCAACCAGAAACAAGAAGAGAAAUUUCUAUAGGGCAAAAUUAUCGCAAACGACUAUUUUUUAUGGAUUUUCCCAAGGAUCGCUGGAUCAGCACUGCCUACCAUCAUUAACUGCUGUAAUAGGACUGCGAGUGAUUCGAAGCGAAGGGUACUCGAUGGAAGUCUAAACACCAAAUGGAAUUGCUUUUCAUUCUUUUACUAUGAGACUGAGCAUUUAUAUAUAUAUAUAUAUAUAUAUAUCUACACGUAUAUAUAUAAAUAUAGAUACACCUACAUAAAAUAUAUAUAUGCUAUAUGGUAUGGUAGUAGUAUUUAGAUUACUACUACAGUGGUAUACUAUAUAGUGAUAACAAGGACAAAGAAUUAGAGGCAGGGAUGUCGUAGAAAGCCCGUCGCUCUGCUGGCGGGCAAAGAAAAUAAAAAAAUAAAUGGGAAUCUAAGCUUUACCGGUGUCUUCUGCGCGUGAAAAAAAAAUGCAUGCUUCAGUGCCUCCUUGGCAAAGCCAACAAUAUUAUUAUUGCUACCGUGUGUGCAAGAGAAUUUUUCUACGCCGUGGUCUUUUUACAUGCUUUGUGAAAUGAUAAAAGAAACAAAAAGAAACGAGUGUGUCGAGUAUAUUUCCGUUCCUCGUACCGUGAGUAUUUUUGUACUUGUAUUAUUUUUCGAGAAACUUUUUUGUAAAGUUUUACAAAACGAAUGUACAGAAUGAAGCGCCUUAAUUUAAAAGCGAACCUAAUUUAUUAUAUUAGUCAGGUUUAGUAGACUACGAGAAGCCGGAGCAGCAAAUUCUAUUAGAGAGCAUCGUUUAAGUUUCUACUCAUACCCGAGAUAUAAGUAAGGAACGAGAACGAACAAGGAUUAAGUUCUCUGUGAUAUAGCGAAAUAGCCCCAGAACAGAGAUGAAAUAAACGUUAUCGUUAUUGCUCUUAUUAUUAUUAUUAUUAUUAUUAUUACAAUUAUUAUUAUAAUUAUUAUUAUUAUUACUACUAUUAAUAUCAUCCUCAUUGUCAUUGUUGUACCAUUGUAGACAAUAUGCUGUCUGACAUAAAACAAUAAACUUGCCUAAUACUAUUUAAAAUCCUGAGCCCUAAUGGGAGAGGUACUUAUUUCAUAAGGGAUAGAACUUUACAAACUAUCCAGUAAGAAUAAGAAAUAAUUUUAAUAAUCUUAAAAGUAUUUACAAUCUUCACAUAAUAUUUACAAUUAUCCAUGUCACAGUAAAAAUUACUUCUCAUGUUUUCAUUCUUAUGUUUACGCACGCGCAUCUAAAUAUCUUAUAGCUGUAU
Molecule: messenger RNA, 6886 nt
Organism: Nomia melanderi (Alkali bee)
Lineage: Eukaryota; Metazoa; Arthropoda; Insecta; Hymenoptera; Halictidae
Source: RefSeq, a predicted model, not a curated record